Ostrinia furnacalis (Asian corn borer) is the source of this 1970-nucleotide messenger RNA. It is a transcript of the gene Srp54k, whose product is annotated as signal recognition particle 54k. Gene Ontology annotation, cellular component: cytosol; signal recognition particle, endoplasmic reticulum targeting. Gene Ontology annotation, molecular function: ATP hydrolysis activity; 7S RNA binding; endoplasmic reticulum signal sequence receptor activity. The record is from RefSeq and is a predicted model, not a curated record. Lineage: Eukaryota; Metazoa; Arthropoda; Insecta; Lepidoptera; Crambidae. The transcript has 7 exons. Gene Ontology annotation, biological process: SRP-dependent cotranslational protein targeting to membrane, translocation; SRP-dependent cotranslational protein targeting to membrane. The coding region runs from base 230 to 1735 and encodes 501 amino acids.
GACUGAUAGACGUGUACGUCGUGUACUAAUCCUGUCACUUUUUCACUGCUAUUUUCUUUCGAAAAUAUUGAAAUAGAAAGUGUUGAUCAUUCUAAUUUUUAGUAAAUAUAACGAUUUAAGAUGUCACAAAAGCUUAAAACCCCUACUUGUGUUUGUUGUACAAAUUAAUCUCGUACGUGUCUGUGGAUAGGAAGAUUUUAUUUCGCCAUAGUAUCAUAAGUUUUCCACAAUGGUUUUAGCAGAUUUGGGUCGUAAAAUUACCACCGCUUUGCAGUCUCUAAGUAGAGCUACAAUUAUUAACGAAGAUGUCUUGAAUUCUAUGCUAAAACAAAUAUGUGCUGCGCUCUUGGAAGCUGAUGUAAAUAUUCGUUUAGUGAAGAACCUUAGAGAAAAUGUACGGGCUGUCAUUGAUUUUGAUGAAAUGGCUGGAGGGCUUAAUAAGCGGCGGAUGAUACAGUCUGCUGUUUUCAAAGAAUUGGUCAAGUUGGUUGAUCCUGGAGUAAAACCCUACCAGCCAGUCAAAGGCAAACCCAACGUCAUAAUGUUCGUAGGCCUUCAAGGUUCUGGUAAAACAACAACCUGCACAAAGCUGGCUUAUCAUUAUUUGAGAAAAAACUGGAAAUCAUGUCUCGUGUGUGCUGACACCUUCCGAGCUGGUGCUUAUGAUCAAGUCAAGCAGAAUUGUACUAAAGCCAGAAUACCUUUUUAUGGAAGCUACACAGAAGUGGACCCCGUGGUAAUAGCAACUACUGGUGUAGAAAUGUUUAAAAAGGAAGGCUUUGAAAUGAUUAUUGUUGACACAAGUGGUCGCCACAAGCAGGAAGAAUCACUAUUUGAGGAGAUGUUGGCAGUUGCUAAUGCUAUUAAACCAGACAAUAUUAUAUUCGUGAUGGAUGCCACUAUUGGUCAAGCUUGUGAGGCUCAAGCAAGAGCUUUCAAGGAAAAAGUUGACAUUGGUUCAGUCAUAAUCACUAAAUUAGAUGGACAUGCAAAAGGUGGAGGUGCAUUGUCAGCAGUGGCAGCAACACAAAGUCCCAUAAUUUUCAUUGGUACUGGAGAGCACAUAGAUGAUUUAGAGCCAUUCAAAACAAAACCCUUUAUCAACAAACUGCUGGGAAUGGGUGACAUAGAAGGCCUGCUAGACAAAGUGAAUGAGCUUAAAUUAGACGACAAUGAUGAACUGUUAGAAAAAUUGAAACAUGGCCAAUUCACAUUACGAGCUAUGUAUGAGCAAUUCCAGAAUAUCAUGAAAAUGGGGCCAUUUUCACAGAUUAUGGGAAUGAUACCUGGCUUUUCACAAGAUUUGAUGUCAAAAGGCAGUGAGCAGGAGUCCAUGGCUAGAUUGAAACGUCUUAUGACUAUAAUGGACUCCAUGAAUGAAGGUGAAUUGGACCACCGUGAUGGUGCGAAAUUAUUUUCAAAGCAGCCAACACGCGUCACUAGAGUUGCCCAGGGUGCAGGAGUGACAGAAAAAGAUGUCAAGGAUUUGAUUGCCCAAUACACUAAAUUUGCUGCGGUAGUUAAAAAGAUGGGUGGCAUCAAAGGCCUAUUUAAAGGAGGUGAUAUGGCUAAAAACGUUAAUCAGACACAAAUGGCUAAACUCAAUCAACAAAUGGCCAAGAUGAUGGAUCCCCGUAUACUCCAGCAGAUGGGAGGUAUGUCUGGUCUUCAUAACAUGAUGAGACAGCUGCAACAAGGCUCAAGUGGAAUGAACAGCUUAAUGGGUGGCAAAUGACAGAAAAUUUAAUACAAUGACAUACUAAGAUUAACAAUACACUUGAUGGGAUAUCUCCUCACUUCACUGGAAAAUAUGUGACCUUUGUACUCUGUGUGCAAAGAAGCUACACAUACUAGCUAACCUGUUAACUGCUAUUAUUUCAUCCUAUCUAGUUUUAAUGUUAAUCAAAGAAAUAAGUCAAAAUAAACAUCUAUUAUGUGAAGCUGUCUUAAAUAAAAUAUACUGGAUUUAA